Symphalangus syndactylus (siamang) is the source of this 6022-nucleotide messenger RNA. It is a transcript of the gene TYSND1, whose product is annotated as trypsin like peroxisomal matrix peptidase 1. Gene Ontology annotation, cellular component: peroxisome. Lineage: Eukaryota; Metazoa; Chordata; Mammalia; Primates; Hylobatidae. Gene Ontology annotation, biological process: regulation of fatty acid beta-oxidation; protein processing. The record is from RefSeq and is a predicted model, not a curated record. Gene Ontology annotation, molecular function: serine-type endopeptidase activity.
AGUUCCCUGCAUAGAGGAAGAGACAUUUAGGGUGCGUGUGAGAUACUUGAAUUUUGCCACCAGGAGGGGGAAAGAGGCUGGGGUACUAGAGGUAAUAGAUUUAGUACUACUUGGGAGAUUUGGAACAUGCUGUGGACCCAGGGUUGUUGGUCAUCUCUGCAACAGGAUGGGGAUGGCAGAUGUUUGAGCAAAAUCUAUAUUAACAUGCUAGCAAGGACUAGUUCUAGUUUAGCUGUGUUUCACUCAUUUUACACAGAAUUAGAAUCGGCUGGGUGUGGUGACUCACGCUGUAAUCCUAGCACUUUGGGAGGCUGAGGUGGGUGGAUUGUCUGAGCUCAGGAGUUUGAGACCAGCCUGGGGAGCAGGGUGAAACCCCAUCUCUACUAAAAUACAAAAAAAUUAGCUGGGCAUUGUGGUACACGGAGUAGCUCCCAGCUACUCUGGAGGCUGAGGCGGGAGAAUUGCUUGAACUAGGAGGUGGAGGUUGAAGUGAGCCAAGAUCAUGCCACUGUACUCCUGCCUGGGUGACAGAGCAAGACUCUCUCUCUCAAAAAAAAAAAAAAAAAAAAAAAAAAAAUUAAUUAAAUGCUACAUUUGGCAAAAUGGGAAGGAAAGAAUUUCCUUUACUAGGCUUGUAGGAAGCCUUGCUUUUAGAAAAACCCAAAUGAGAUCAUAAAACUAAAGUACUGGGACAAACAGUGGGAAACAGUGCAAUGAGUUCUUUUCAACCAAGUAUUAAAGUAUUGGAGAUGUUGCCGGGCGCGGUGGCUCACGUCUGUAAUCCUAGUGCUUUGGGAGGCCAAGGCGGGCGGAUCAUGAGGUCAGGAGUUCAAGGCCAGCCUGACCAACAUGGCAAAGCUCCAUCUCUACUAAAAAUACAAAAUUUAGCCAGGCCUGGUGGGACGCACCUUUAAUCCCAGCUACUCGGGAGGCUGAGGCAGGAGAAUUGCUUGAACCGGGGAAGCGGAGGUUGCAGUGAGCCGAGAUCCCACCACUGCACUCCAGCCUGGAUGACAAAGUGAGACUCCGUCUCAAAAAAAAAAAAGUACUGGAGGUGUCCUGUUGUCCUUGUUACUGUGAAAGGAUGCCAUGGGUUGUAUGGGCAAAUGAGUUGGUUUUGUUUGAGGCAGAGUAGAAAAUAAGAUUAGGCUCAGUCAAUGAGCCUAGCACUCAACAGAUCUUACUUUGGCUGUUCUGGCUGUGACUUGGGACUUCUUUUUACCAUGGUCUGCUGUAAACACAGAAAAACCCAGUGCCUAACAGUUCAUGCUGGAGUCUUGAGCAUUGAGGGAGAAUCACUGGACUCUAGAGAGAAAGUUUGUUUGUUUGUUUUUUGAGUUGGUCUCGUUCUGUCGCCCAGGCUGGAGUGCAGUGGUAUGAACAUAGGUCACUGCAGCCUUGACCUUCUGGGCUCAAGUGAUCCUCCCAUCUCAGCCUCCCAAGUAGCUUGGGACCACAGGGGUGCACCACUGUGCUCAGCUAGUUUUCAAAAUUUUUGUAGAGUUAAGGUCUCAUCAUGUUGCCCAGGCUGGUCUCAAAUGGUCUGAAACUCGUGGGCACAGGAAAUUCUCCUGCCUCAGCCUCCCAACGUGCUGGGAUUCCAAGUGUGAGCCCCUGUGCUCCACCAAGAGAAAAACUCUUUAAUUGCUAGGAAGUUGGGAUAAAGAAAUUUUGCGUGAUCAAGCCACCUUCUGUGUCAUAGAACCAAAAGAAGACUGCCUGCUAUGGCAAGAGGGCCUAAUUUUACUCCUGACUCAUACUAUCAUGGAUAAUCGUUUUCCUUUCUCUAGCAGGCUUGUAUCACUGGGAGUACUGGGAGCAUUAUCCUGUGUUGUGCUGGGGUUAUACCAAGCAGUGUUAACUUUAUUUAAAGAAUUCAGGCAGAAAGUUUAGAGAAUUUAAGUAGCAAUUGUAUAUAGUAAGCAAUAUAGUAACCUUAAUAAAAAUUAAUGGUGGCGGGGCACGGUGGCUCACGCCUGUAAUCCCAGCACUUUGGGAGGCCGAGGCGGGCGGAUCACGAGGUCAGGAGAUCGAGACCAUCCUGGCUAACAUGGUGAAACUCCAUCUCUACUAAAAAUACAAAAAAUUAGCUGGGCGUGGUGGCGGGCGCCUGUAGUCCCAGCGACUGGGGAGGCCGAGGCAGGAGAAUAGUGUGAACCCAGGAGGCGGAGUUCGCAGUGAGCAGAGAUCGCGCCAUUGCACUCCAGCCUGGGCGACAGAGCGAGACUCCAUCUCAAAAAAAUAAAAAAAAAAUAAAAAAAAAUAAUGUGUAUUUUAUCAGUUCAGUGAUAAAGCAGACCUUUGUAAACUGUCUAUCUUGUGGUGACUGAUUGAGGGUAUCAUGAAGCUCCGCGCCUCCGCCCCCACCCCCCCCGACAUACUCGUUCAUCCUCCUCUGUCCUAAAGCGUACUUCUUUGGAAAAGUAGAGAAGUUUUAUGUUAGUGUACACUAGAGAUGGUAAACUAUGCCUUGUGGGUCAAAUCGGGCCUGCUGCCUGUGUUUGUAUGGCCUGUGAGCAAAGAAAGGUUUUUACACAUUUAAAUGGUUGGAAAAAAUAUUUAAAGAACGCUAUUUUUGGACACAAUUAUAUGAAAUUCAAAUUUCAAUGUCUGUAUCUUUUUAUUGGGACACAGCCACCGCCAUUCCUUUAGCUUUUGUAUGCAACAGCUGCAGAGUUGACUAUUUGAGACACAUUGUAUGGUCCCCCCAAACUGGAACUGUUUCCAUUCUGGCCUUCUACAGAAAGUAUUUGGACCCUGGCCUAGAUAAAUUCUGGGUGGUGGUUAUGUUAUGUGAAAUGUGCACACUGCAAAAUAUAGGGCUGUAUGAUUAAAAUUUUUUAUUUCAGCUACUGUUCACAGUCGAUUUAAAGGGCAAUUUAAUUUACAGCAAAUCCAGUUUCUCGGAGAUUUGUGUUGGGGCUUUGGCAGCAAAAAAAAAUCGUAGGAGUAAUCUUGAGAGUUCCAUGCCCCCUAGUGGAUUGCUAUAGGGUUUACUUUUAAAUUUUCAAAAUACUGAAUUGGCCAAGGAUUUCCUUGGUCCAUAUUAUCCCAAGGCUCAGAGGCUGAAGGUCGCCUAGACCUGGGCAGAUGCUAACAGGUACUAUCAUGGCCUGGGCAAAUCUGGCCACGUCAGCGCUCAUUUCUAUUCCCUUUCCCACAGUCCAGCAAACAAGAGACUAGGCUUGAAGGGACCCACCCUCCUCUCCUCCGAUUCCUCGUGACGCCGCACACCUCUUACUCUCCCCGGGGCUCAUCCGGGGGAAUGGGGCAGAGAUUCUGUCCCACCGGUUGGACAAACCAACGAGGGCGGGGAGAGGAAAAAAAAAAUCAGAAUAGGUAGCCAAUCAGAGCUCGGCACAAGCCCAGCCAAUCGGGUCGGGUCAAUUGGGGCUUAACCAAUCGGGCUCGAUAAGGAAGACCUGAGUCAGAGCUUGCGCCUCUCGCUUCCAGCUGUGGGUGGCGCUAGGCCGGUUGAGCCGGACCGGGUAGGGGUCUUCGCUCGCUAGCUCGCUGUUUCUCGGAGAGGCCCCCGAGUGUCCGGCGUAGAGGCCAUGAGAAGGCAGUGGGGGUCUGCCAUGAGGGCGGCCGAGCAGGCGGGCUGCGUGGUGAGCGCCUCCCGGGCCGGACAGCCCGAGGCGGGCCCAUGGAGCUGCAGCGGGGUAAUCCUGAGCCGUAGCCCGGGCCUGGUGCUUUGCCACGGGGGCAUCUUCGUCCCCUUCCUGCGAGCUGGCAGCGAAGUCCUGACCGCGGCCGGUGCCCUCUUCCUCCCUGGCGACAGUUGCAGCGACGACCUGCGCCUGCACGUGCAGUGGGCCCCAACCGCCGCGGGUCCCGGGGGCGGCGCAGAGCGGGGCCGCCCAGGGCUGUGCACGCCCCAGUGCGCGAGCCUCGAGCCCAGCUCACCUGCCCCGUCCCACGGGCGUCCCCUGCAGCCCCGGCUUCCCGCUGAGCUGCUGCUGCUGUUGAGCUGCCCGGCCUUCUGGGCCCACUUCGCGCGCCUCUUCGGGGACGAGGCAGCGGAACAGUGGCGCUUCUCGAGCGCGGCGCGGGAUGACGAAGUGUCGGAGGACGAGGAGGCGGAUCAACUGAGAGCGCUGGGCUGGUUCGCGCUGCUGGGCGUGCGGCUAGGCCAGGAGGAGGUGGAGGAGGAGCGCGGGCCAGCCAUGGCCGUGUCGCCUCUCGGGGCCGUGCCCAAGGGCGCGCCAUUGCUUGUCUGCGGCUCCCCUUUCGGCGCCUUCUGCCCCGACAUCUUUCUCAACACGCUGAGCUGCGGGGUGCUCAGCAACGUGGCCGGCCCGCUGCUGCUCACCGACGCACGCUGCCUGCCCGGCACCGAGGGCGGCGGCGUGUUCACCGCGCGGCCCGCGGGGGCGCUGGUGGCGCUGGUAGCGGCGCCGCUCUGUUGGAAGGCCGGCGAAUGGGUGGGCUUCACCCUGCUCUGCGCCGCCGCCCCCCUUUUCCGCGCCGCCCGCGACGCGCUUCGCCGCCUGCCCCCCAGCGCCGCUGCCCUGGCCGCUCUCCUGCCGCCAGAGGUGGGCGUCCCGUGGGGUCUGCCCCUCCGAGACUCUGGGCCCCUGUGGGCAGCCGCAGCAGUGUUGGUGGAGUGCGGCACCGUAUGGGGCUCCGGAGUGGCUGUGGCACCCCGCCUUGUAGUGACCUGCCGGCACGUGUCCCCUCGGGAAGCAGCCAGGGUCCUGGUGCGCUCCACCACCCCCAAGAGUGUGGCCAUCUGGGGCCGUGUGGUAUUUGCCACUCAGGAGACAUGUCCCUAUGACAUAGCAGUGGUGAGCCUGGAGGAGGACCUGGAUGAUGUCCCCAUCCCUGUGCCCGCUGAGCACUUCCACGAAGGCGAGGCUGUGAGUGUGGUGGGCUUUGGCGUCUUUGGCCAGGCUUGCGGGCCCUCGGUGACCUCAGGCAUCCUUUCGGCUGUGGUGCAGGUAGAUGGCACGCCCGUAAUGCUGCAGACCACGUGUGCUGUGCACAGCGGCUCCAGUGGGGGACCCCUCUUCUCCAACCACUCAGGAAACCUCCUUGGAGUUGGAUUAGUCAAAGCGUCACAGACUCAAAAGCCAACAGAGGCUGAAAAGGCAUAAUCACCAGCAACACCCGGGACAAUAACACGGGGGCCACCUACCCCCACCUGAACUUCAGCAUUCCCAUCACGGUGCUCCAGCCGGCCCUGCGGCAGUACAGCCAGACCCACGACCUGGGUGGCCUCCGUGAGCUGGACCGCGCUGCUGAGCCGGUCAGGGUGGUGUGGCGGCUGCAGCGGCCCCUGGCAGAGGCCCCACGGAGCAAGCUCUGAGGCUGUGUUACUACCUUUGGAAAGAAGAGUGACCUUUUUCUGCUGUAGGAAAUGAUGUUGAGGUGAUGGUGGCCUCAGGAAUCAGGGCCCAGCCACUGCAGGGGCCUGGGCUGCCUCUCAUCUCCACCCACUGACUGCAGUCUGGGCUUUGGGCUCUGGGGCAAACUUCUCUUCAGCCCCAUGGAUCCUUAACCUGGCAGCCCGUUUUGGGGUGCUUUCUUGAGCCCCCAGUUCUCUGCCCCCUAGCACUAGACUCAGCUGUAUUGUUUUUCCUUCUGGGGAGCCCACUCCAACUGCACAGAAGUUCUGGGCCUGACAGGUAGAUGCCAGCUGGAAGGCAGGCCCGUGCCUGGUUUUGCAUCUUCCCCUGAGGGCCAUUGUUAUCCUGGAGCUUCGGUGGGGCCUUGGCUCCUGUCUGCCUCUCAGUCAGAGUCAGGGCUGACAGAGGACUCAGCUUCCUCGGCAUCUCAGCAGAAACCUUGCUCUGCAGACCAGAGACAGAAGGGACAGAAAGAGGAGUGCCUCCUGCUGUGCCAGGCCCAUGGGCAGUGCAGGCAGAUCCCUGAAGGUCAGCACCCCUGGGUCUUCAUAUGCCAACAGGGGCGCUCUUGACACUGUGCCUUCAUUUUCCAGCCCACAGCCUGGGUCUCAGGGAUCUUGAGGGAUAGAACAUGUCUGGUUGGGGCUUGGGAAUAAACAUGAUCUAUUGAAAAA